AUGGAGUCUCAGGAUGAUAGUAAUACGCAGGAGUCAAAAAGCACAGAUACUAGGGUUUAUUUAGAUAAAACUGUGGUCCCAGUACUUUUAAAAGGCCUGAAUAUGAUAGCCAAAGAAAGACCGCCUAACCCAAUCGAAGCGUUGGCAACAUUUUUGAUGCAGCAUAAAGAGGAGACAGAAAACGAAUAG
Schistosoma mattheei is the source of this 189-nucleotide messenger RNA. The record is from the annotation of a GenBank genome assembly. NCBI's taxonomy places the organism in Eukaryota, Metazoa, Platyhelminthes, Trematoda, Strigeidida, Schistosomatidae.